AUGUCGUCUACCAACGCUGAAAAGCGCCCGGAGUCCUCUCCCUCCGUUGAGGAGCCACAGCAGGAGGCCAACCCGGGCUUCUUUGGCCGCAUCAAGCGGUCUUUCAACGGCGCCACCAAGUCCGGUCGUCGAGAGGCUCAGGCUAAGGCGCUUGCUGCCGAACUCGAGCGUCAGCGCAACAUUGACCCUCGUCCCUUCCCCUUGCGUCCCAUCGAGCUCGCUGACCUUCUCGACCCCAAGAGCGUAGAGAAGCUUCGCGACUUUGGCGGUGUCAAGGGCCUUCUCGCCGGUCUUGGCACCGACGAGCACCGCGGUCUCGACCUCGGUGGCACAAAGUCCAUCGAGGCUAGCCCUGACAGCGCUGCUCCUGCUGCUAAGCACGACCUCGAGAGACACUCUGCUUCCGAUGAUGCUGUUACCAGCCGCGACCCCAACUUUGUCCAUGCCUCCGAGGAGGACCGUAUUCGUGUUUUUGGUCGCAACCUCCUUCCCGAGCGCAAGUCCAACAGUCUCCUCCUUCUCAUGUGGCUCGCACUCCAGGACAAGAUCUUGAUCCUUCUUUGUGUUGCUGCCGUUGUCUCCCUUGCCCUUGGUAUCUACACCAAGUUCGGUGUGCCACCCGAGCAGGUCUCCUGUGUCCGUGGUGGUAUCGAGACCAUCUGCCAAAUCGAAUCCUACGAAUGGGUCGAGGGUGUUGCCAUUCUCGUUGCCAUCGUUAUCGUCGAUCUCGUUGGUUCCGUCAAUGACUACCAAAAGGAACUCCAGUUCAAGAAGCUCAACGCCAAGAAGGAACAGCGUGAUGUCAAGGUCAUCCGCCAGGGCAAGCCCGCCCUCAUGUCUGUCUACGAUGUUGUUGUCGGCGACAUUCUCCAGCUCGAGCCUGGUGAGAUUGUUCCUUGCGACGGUAUCUUCCUCCGUGGCCACAAUGUCAAGUGCGACGAAUCCGGUGCUACCGGUGAGUCGGACAUGAUCCGCAAGAUCCCUUACGACGAGUGCAUCCAGCACAUCCAAGAGGCUCGCCACAAAAACGAAAAGCCCAAGAAUCGCGACUGUUUCCUCAUCUCUGGUUCCAAGGUUCUCGAAGGUGUCGGAGAGUACCUCGUCAUCGCUGUCGGUCCUACUAGUUUCAACGGCAAGCUCAUGCUUUCCCUCCGCAGUGAUGCCGAGGACACCCCCUUGCAGUCCAAACUCAACCGUCUCGCCGAUCUGAUUGCCUGGCUCGGUUCCGCCGCCGGUAUCACCCUCUUCACCGCCCUCAUGAUCCGAUUCUUUGUCAACCUCGCCCAGGAGCCCAACCGCACCGCCAACGAGAAGGCUCAGGACUUUAUCCACAUUCUCAUUAUUGCCGUCACCGUUAUCGUCGUCGCCGUGCCCGAAGGCCUUCCUCUUGCCGUCACCCUUGCCUUGGCUUUCGCUACCAAGCGUAUGACCAAAAUGAACUUGCUCGUCCGUCUCCUCGGUGCUUGUGAAACCAUGGCCAACGCCAGUGUCGUCUGCACUGACAAGACCGGUACUCUUACCCAAAACGAGAUGUCCGUCGUUGCUGGUAGCAUCGGCGUCAACUUCAAGUUUGCCGACCGUCUCGAGGCCAACCGCAAACGUGUCGAGACCGAGCACGACUCUUCCCCCAACGGUGACACUCGCAUUGUCGAGCAGAGCGACCUCAACCGGUCCAUCAGCCAGCCUCUUCAGAGGCUCCUCAACGACAGCAUCGCCAUCAAUUCGACUGCUUUCGAGGAGGUCCACGAGCAAGCUGAUAAGGACGACGCCGUUAACCCCCUCGUUGCCGUCAAGAAGCAUCGUCUUUCGCCUCUCUUCAAGCGCAAAAAGCAAUCUGCCACCGCCCAAGUCAAGAAGGAGACCGGUUUCGUCGGUUCCAAGACCGAGACUGCCUUGCUCAAGAUGGCCAAGCAGCUGAGCUGGGAAGACUACCGUGCUUCUCGUGAUCGUGCCGAGGUCGUUCAGAUGAUUCCCUUCAGCUCCGAGCGCAAGGCCAUGGGUGUCGUUGUCAAGCGUCCCGAGGGUGGUUUCCGUGUCUACCUCAAGGGUGCCUCCGAGGUUCUUACCCGUCUCUGCACAAAGCAUGUCGAAGUCGGCUCCACUGACUCGGACAGCAUCCCUAUCCAGCCUCUUGACGACGCCAAGCUCGAAAAGGUCAACUCGACGAUCACCGCGUUUGCCAACCAGACUCUUCGAACUCUCGCCCUCGUCUAUCGUGACCUCGAAUCCUUCCCUCCCAAGGAUGCCCAGUUCGAGGAGUCUGGUGAGGUCGAGUACUGCUCGCUUGCCAAGGAUCUGACUCUUGUCGCUAUCGCUGCUAUUGAAGACCCUCUCCGACCUGGUGUUACCGACGCUGUCGAGGCCUGCCGUCGCGCUGGUGUCCAGGUCAAGAUGUGCACUGGUGACAACCUUCUUACUGCCAAGUCGAUCGCUACUCAGUGUGGCAUCUACACUCCUGGAGGUAUCGUCAUGGAAGGCCCCGUCUUCCGUCGACUCAACCGUACUGACAUGCUCGAGAUCGUCCCCAGGCUCCAGGUUCUUGCCCGUUCCUCGCCCGAAGACAAGAAGAUUCUCGUCGAGUCGCUCAAGAGUCUCGGUGAGGUCGUUGGUGUCACUGGUGACGGUACUAACGACGGUCCUGCGCUCAAGACUGCCAACGUCGGUUUUUCGAUGGGUAUCGCCGGUACCGAAGUCGCCAAGGAGGCUUCGGACAUUAUCUUGAUGGAUGACAACUUUGCUUCGAUUGUUUCGGCUAUCAUGUGGGGUCGUUGUGUCAACGAUGCUGUGCGCAAGUUUUUGCAGUUCCAGCUUUCCGUCAACAUUUCCGCCGUUGUUGUCACUUUUGUUACUGCCGUUGCCUCCAGCGAGGGUACUUCUGCACUCAAGGCUGUCCAGCUUCUCUGGAUCAACCUGAUCAUGGACACCCUUGCCGCUCUUGCCCUUGCUACCGACCCUGCCACUCCCGACCUCCUCGACCGCAAGCCUGACCGCCGCAACGCUCCUCUGAUCUCGACCGACAUGUGGAAGAUGAUCAUCGGACAGUCGGUCUACCAGUUCACCGUCAUCUUGGUACUUGACUUUGCCGGUAUGCGACUUCUCAACUUGACCAGCGAGACCGAGCUUUCGGCCAUCGUCUUCAACGCCUUCGUGUGGUGCCAGCUCUUCAACCAGAUCAACUCGCGUUCGCUGAACCGCAAGCUCAACAUCUUCAGCAACUUGCACAUGAACCCCUGGUUCAUCGGUAUCAUGGCUAUCGAGAUUGGAUUCCAGGUUCUCAUCAUGUUCGUCGGUGGUGUUGCAUUCUCGGUCACCAAGCUCACUGCUCGUGACUGGGGUGUUUGUAUCAUUGUUGGUCUUGUUUCGUGGCCUUUGGCUGUCAUCAUCCGUCUCACCCCCACUCAGCCUGUCGAGAACUUUCUGGUCAAGCUCCACCUCAUGCCCGACCCCAACGCUCUCCCUGCUCCCGUCACCGAGGGCGGCGAGGAGGACGACAAGCGCGCUCGUGCUCGCACCUUCACCGAAUGGCUUCCCGCUGUCGGUCAGGUUGGUGACCAGCUCAACUCGUUCCGCAGCAUCCGUGGUGGUCGUAUCGCCGCCACUCCUCGUAUCUACGAGUCGCGCGAACAGCAGCUCAAGCGUGCCAAGUUCGAGCACCAGAGCGUUUUGGCCAUGGUUCCCGGAUUCAUCGUUGCUGGUAUCGGUGGUAACUGGCGUUCGGACCCUGACUCGGACAAGGAGAAGUCGACCAAGUCUAAACCCACACAGGCUCCUGUCAACAACCUUCCCCCUGUCGACACUGCGACGCUGUACAAGGAUGGCAAGCUCACCUUCCACCCCGAGACCAACCAGGAUGAUGAUCUCUUGAAGAGACUCAAGUCUGGUGCUUGA
Molecule: messenger RNA, 3888 nt
Organism: Ustilago hordei
Lineage: Eukaryota; Fungi; Basidiomycota; Ustilaginomycetes; Ustilaginales; Ustilaginaceae
Exons: 1
Coding region: 1-3888 (1295 amino acids)
Biological process (GO): intracellular calcium ion homeostasis; calcium ion transmembrane transport
Cellular component (GO): membrane; intracellular membrane-bounded organelle
Molecular function (GO): ATP hydrolysis activity; ATP binding; P-type calcium transporter activity
Source: RefSeq, a predicted model, not a curated record